Messenger RNA from Ixodes scapularis (black-legged tick), 1057 nucleotides. RefSeq names its product serine/threonine-protein phosphatase Pgam5, mitochondrial. The transcript has 5 exons. Gene Ontology annotation, biological process: positive regulation of mitochondrial fission. NCBI's taxonomy places the organism in Eukaryota, Metazoa, Arthropoda, Arachnida, Ixodida, Ixodidae. The coding region runs from base 76 to 900 and encodes 274 amino acids. Gene Ontology annotation, cellular component: mitochondrion. The record is from RefSeq and is a predicted model, not a curated record.
GAUGGUGCAGAGGUUCGUUGGCCAUGUGAUCGGGGCGCGGUAGGUUGUAGCAGUUGUCAGUUUGAUGCAUGCAGCAUGCUUGGUAAAGCAUUUGCCGGUAUUAUCGGAGGUGGCAUCGCUACAUUCGUUGUUUACGCGAAUGACGUGCGGAAAAACAAGGCCCAUGCAUCUUGGACGACAAACGCUUCUCCGUCUACGAAAUGGGACAAGAACUGGGACAGGCGUGACCCUGAGAGCUGCGUGAAGCCAGCCAAGAACGAUAGUCCAGAACAGCAGAACCGCUACAAUGAGGCCCUUCAGCAGCACAAGCCAACAGCCAUACGGCACCUGUAUCUCAUCAGGCAUGGCCAGUACAACCUCAAGGGAGACUCGGACCGGGAUCUCAUUCUCACAGAGCUGGGGCGGAAACAAGCGGACGUGACGGGGCAGCGCCUGAAGCAACUCAACGUGCCAUUCUCGCGAAUGGUCUUCUCCACCAUGGCGCGGGCCACCGAGACGGCCCGCAUCAUCCACGGCCACUUCGAGCACCUGCCCCUGGAGCCCUGCGAGCUGAUCCGGGAGGGAGCCCCCAUACCCCCCGAGCCGCCCUCCGGUGCCUGGAAGCCCGAAGCCAAGGUGUUCUUCACGGACGGCGCAAGGAUAGAAGCGGGAUUUAGAAAGUACUUCUACCGGGCGUCGCCCAGUCAGGCGGAAGACUCCCACGAGAUCAUUGUGUGCCAUGCCAACGUCAUCCGCUACUGGAUUUGCAGGGCCCUGCAGUUUCCCCCCGAGGGCUGGCUGCGGUUCUCGCUGACCAACUGCAGCAUCUCUGUCGUGAGCAUCCUGCCCUCCGGCAGGGUCCUGGUGCGGACAGUGGGGGACAGCGGACACUUGCCAAAGGACAUGAUCACCACCAACUAGCCGCUCCGGAAAAAGUGUAGGCACGCCGCUCGCCCGAACUGAGCCGAGUCCCCGACCGGAGCGGGAGGGGGGCCGAGGAAAAGGGCCACAAGAGCGCGGAAAAUAAAGUGUAGUGCACACAAUACUGUUUGAAGAGACGGGGUCUCGAUGACUGUUG